Staurois parvus is the source of this 702-nucleotide messenger RNA. Lineage: Eukaryota; Metazoa; Chordata; Amphibia; Anura; Ranidae. The record is from the annotation of a GenBank genome assembly.
GACUCAGGCACAGCUGCCAUGACAGGGUACAGAGAUCAUGAGGAGCAGAAGACAAUGGUGCCUCUAGCCACGAGUCUGGUAAAAUUCACUCAUUGUGAGAAAGACAUUUACAGCAGUUUUGUUCCGCAGAAGUGUCCUAUCUGUGGGGGAAAUCCAGUGAGCUCCUGGGACGUGGAGCAGGCUCCGAUCACCAUUCCCUGCCCUUUCAGCAAUGCACACAGUGAGAAAUGCUGCUUUGUACUCAAGCCAACACAAGGCCGGUUUAUAGGUGAAUAUGAUGGCUUUUCAGACCUCCAUGUUGGGAUUACCAGUUCUAAAGGAAUUGUUCAUCAUUACAAUGAAUCAGGAAUCCACAAAGACAGUACAGGCUGGGAACAAUGUGUGAGUGUACCACUAGUUCCACCAGAUCAGUACGCUCUGAUCCACCAAUGGGAUUCCUAUCUAGAAGAGAUCUCAUCUGCUGGGAAAUGGCUUUCUUACCGAUAUGAUGAACAAAACCACAACUGUUACACUUUUGCUCUGACAUUUAUCAAUAGCCUGCUGCAUCUGCAGGGGAUGAAAACUUUCAGCAAAGAUGAAUUUACAGAAAAAUUUGUGUUGCCAAGAACUCGACGAGCCUCAAAAUACAUCACCCUGUGUCACCAGGUGACCAAGAACGCUUUUUACAUCACUGAUCAGUUCAGAAACUCCAUCCUCGGAUGA